AUGACCAAUAAUGGACCAACGAGGGGCCGGGGGAAUUUCCCAAGGGGUUGGUCCAAACAAUUGUGGGACGCGAUGGUGCCCCACAUCGCUCUGAACCCUGGACUUUCUCCAUAUGCCCUCUGGAGAGAUUUCCACGAAAAGUAUCCUGACAGAUCGCCGGCUACCUACUCUUUUUACCACCGAAAAUUUCAUGACGAUUUUUCCCAAGCGGUGAGCGGGUACCUCAGGGAACGUAGAAACGUUCCAGCGAGACCGGAGGUGAUGCUGACGAGGAGGCCAGAGGGUCGCUCCGAGGAGCACCCAGCUUUCUCGAAUGAUGAAUGGGCUGCGGCAGUACGAUGGAUUCUGACCAGGGAGGCCCCGUCAAGCGUGGAGGAAAAUGUGGAGAGUUGGCGGGAAUUUAGCAUGGAGAAUCCAUCCCAUAACGAGCUUGAGUGGAUCGGGCUCUACUACGCACAAUACGACCUCUUCCAGGAUAUCGAACGUCAAGUCCGUUGUUCGAGGUACUCGCGUUGA
This is a messenger RNA of Cantharellus anzutake, 516 nucleotides long. RefSeq lists its product as uncharacterized. The transcript has 3 exons. Lineage: Eukaryota; Fungi; Basidiomycota; Agaricomycetes; Cantharellales; Hydnaceae. The record is from RefSeq and is a predicted model, not a curated record. The coding region runs from base 1 to 516 and encodes 171 amino acids.